Dipodomys ordii (Ord's kangaroo rat) is the source of this 1281-nucleotide messenger RNA. It is a transcript of the gene Trabd2b, whose product is annotated as TraB domain containing 2B. NCBI's taxonomy places the organism in Eukaryota, Metazoa, Chordata, Mammalia, Rodentia, Heteromyidae. Gene Ontology annotation, molecular function: metalloendopeptidase activity; Wnt-protein binding. Gene Ontology annotation, cellular component: organelle membrane. The transcript is spliced from 6 exons. The coding region runs from base 1 to 1281 and encodes 426 amino acids. Gene Ontology annotation, biological process: negative regulation of Wnt signaling pathway. The record is from RefSeq and is a predicted model, not a curated record.
AUGCACGCCGCCCUGGCGGGGCCGCUGCUCGCUGCCCUCCUCGCCACCGCCCGCGCCCGCCCGCAGCCCCCAGACGGAGGACAGUGCCGGCCGCCCGGAUCGCAGAGGGAACUGAACUCCUUCCUGUGGACUAUUCGGCGCCAUCCUCCAGCCUACCUGUUUGGCACCAUUCACGUCCCCUACACCCGAGUCUGGGACUUCAUCCCGGACAAUUCCAAGGCAGCAUUCCAGGCCAGUGCCCGUGUCUACUUUGAGCUGGACCUGACUGACCCCUAUACCAUCUCGGCUCUGGCCAGCUGCCAGUUGCUGCCACACGGGGAGAACCUGCAGGAUGUCCUGCCUCAUGAACUCUACUGGCGCCUGAAGCGCCACCUGGACUAUGUGAAGCUGAUGAUGCCCUCAUGGAUGACACCUGCACAGCGUGGCAAGGGACUGUACGCCGACUACCUGUUCAAUGCCAUUGCGGGCAACUGGGAGCGCAAGAGGCCAGUGUGGGUGAUGCUCAUGGUGAACUCGCUCACGGAGACGGACGUGCGCUCUCGUGGGGUGCCCGUGCUGGACCUCUACUUGGCCCAGCAGGCUGAGAAGAUGAAGAAGAGUACAGGGGCCGUGGAGCAGGUAGAGGAGCAAUGCCAUCCACUCAACGGGCUCAACUUCUCCCAGGUGUUGUUUGCCCUGAACCAGACCCUGCUGCAGCAUGAGAGUGUGCGGGCGGGAAGCCUGCAGGCCCCCUACACCACAGAGGACCUCAUCAAGCACUACAACUGCGGGGACCUCAAUGCUGUCAUCUUCAAUCAUGACACGUCCCAGCUACCCAACUUUAUCAACACCACCCUCCCACCGCACGAACAGGUAACAGCCCAGGAGAUUGACAGCUAUUUCCGCCAGGAGCUCAUCUACAAGAGGAACGAGCGCAUGGGGCGGAGGGUCAUGGCGCUGCUUCAGGAGAACGAGGACAAGACCUGCUUCUUUGCCUUCGGAGCAGGUCACUUUCUUGGAAACAACACAGUUAUUGAUGUCCUUCGGCAGGCAGGGCUAGAAGUGGACCACACACCUGCCGGGCAAGCCAUCCACAGCACCACCAUCUCACCACCUCCACUGCCUCUCCAGCCCACUCCCAGCUCUGAAACUGCCAAGCCCCUCUUCCAGUUCUCGGACCAGCUCCAAAAGCAGGACUCUUUGGGGCCUGCCAGCAACUCAGCACCUACCCUGGGCCUCCUCUCUGCAAUCACCGUAACUAUUGCUGCCCCCUUCCUGUUGCAUACCCUCGGGCCCUCCUGA